AUGGCUCAUGUUCGAGGCAUUCACGAGUCCCUGUGGACGGAGCGACAGGAGACAUCUCCGUGCGCAGCGGCGCUCGACCGGAAGUUGUUCUCCAUCAGCAACCAGUGCUCGGUGGUCCUCGAGUCGCCCGGCACCAUUGCCAAUUUAACCGGAAAUAAGUGCACCAUGUUUGAAGUGUUUUACCAGUGCAGCUAUAACUAUAUACCAUCAAGUUUGCGGUAUAUUGAGUGUGAACGUCAACACACGGAAUUACGUAAAGUAGCGUACAAUAACGUCGCGAACGUGGCGAGCAACGUCAACAACGUUCCCUUACUGUCAGACUUCACAGACUGCGUGGAUCGGCCGGUGGUGACUCCUGGUGACGUUUGUAACAGCCCCGAUAAGCUGCUGGCUAUCGUGGACACGCGCUGCUACCGGAAGUUCCGUCUCCUUACUGAUUCCAACGUCUGUCAAAUUCUCAGUGAGUUUGUAUACGAGUGCAGUCCGUUGGUUCUCGGCCAGCUAGGAAUUACAUGCGCAGACGACAGUGUUAUGCACGCACUGACAACGCUCUCUGACGUCAUCAAACAAGCAUACUACUUGGAUGUUGGAAAGUUGCAAGCAGAGAACGAAGGGAAAUGUAUAGAUAAAUCACGAUUGCAGCAGGCAGGAACGUUGUGAACGGAUGACAUACUGUGACUUGCUAGAAGCAUAAAGCAUUUACAUUUGCUCAAAAAUAGUGCCCAUCUACUCCAUGUAUCGACGUGUUC
Molecule: messenger RNA, 749 nt
Organism: Mya arenaria
Lineage: Eukaryota; Metazoa; Mollusca; Bivalvia; Myida; Myidae
Exons: 6
Coding region: 1-660 (219 amino acids)
Source: RefSeq, a predicted model, not a curated record